AUGACCCGGCGAACUAGCAAGCGCAACGCCGAUGCAGCUGGCUUGACCGUAGCUGGGCUUGAAGAAGGCUCAGAUCGCGUGUCUAAAACCAGUCGCAACAAUUCACCCGCAAAACCAUCGGAUUCCAAUACUGCUCCGCCCUUGGACUCUUUCGACCUGACUGCCGACUAUAUUCCCCUGACCCAGGUUCCCGGUGCCGACGAAGAGGAUGCUGCCGCAGAAGAAAUCGUACAAGACAGCCAAGAUGAUACAGCUUCUUCCAACUUUGAAAUAUAUGGUAUUUGUCCCACCACAAUUGUGGGUGUACGCUUCUACCGAGGACGUGCCACCAAGGGCGAGCAUGUAGUCUUGAAGCGAGAACCUCAAAAUCAAUAUGACCGCAAUGCCGUCCGUGUCGAUAACGUCAUGGGUGCUCAGAUCGGCCACAUCGGACGAGUCGUGGCCGCAAAGCUUGCAAAAUACAUGGAUCCCAAUAAGAUUGUUGUAGAUGCUGUUCUUACCGGCACCAUCGGAGCUUACACCUGUCCAAUGAAUCUGAUGAUCUACGGCCCGGCUGACCCUACCGUGGCAGCGGAUUUGAAAAUGCAAUUGAAGCUGGAUAAUCUAAUACCCAAGGGAACCGACCUCGCGGAACGCGAAAAGAAGAAGCGAGAGAAGCAGCUGGAAAAAGAACGGAAAGAGGAAGCGAAGAAGGCUCGUGCCAUGGCUCUCAGCAAGGCUGCACAAGGAUGGCAGGCCAACGAAAACUCGCAAUUCGCCAAUCUAUCUACUCCCGGGGGAGACGGCGAAGGUGAAGAAAGCCUCGAGGAGCUUUUCAGCCAGAGCAAGUUCUUUAACCCAAGAGAGAUCGGUCAGGUUGUGGAGACAUUUGGUCAGAAGGAGAGUGACCUGGCUAAGAUGCCAAUGGCAGACUCGCCAGAGGCUCUCUCUACGACAUUGCUGCCAUACCAGCGACAAGGAUUGGCAUGGAUGAUCAACCAUGAAUCGCCUACCUUGCCAGCUCCUGGGUCUGAUGCUAUUGUGCAGCUAUGGAAACGUGAUGCGAACAGCUUCACCAAUAUUGCGACCAACUAUUCAACCACCACGCAGCCACCACUGGCUAGUGGUGGUAUUCUAGCUGAUGACAUGGGUCUCGGCAAGACAAUCCAGAUCAUCUCACUUAUUCUAACCAAUCCGACACCACUGAACCCCAAGUCUAGUAAAUCAACUCUGAUCAUCGCCCCUGUCGGAGUGAUGAGCAACUGGCGGAAUCAAAUCUACGACCACACUCGAAGUGAGAAUGCGCCCAGUGUUCUGAUUUAUCAUGGUACUGGCAAAAAGGAAGCUGGAAAUCUGGCGAAAUACGAUGUUGUGAUCACGAGCUACGGUGCACUUUCCAUGGAAUUCAAAGCGGAUGCCAAAACCCCGCCCGCUAAAGGUAUCUUUUCCCUUCACUGGCGCCGUGUGGUUCUCGAUGAAGGCCACACCAUCCGCAACCCACGAAGCAAGGCAUCACUUGCAGCAUGUGGCUUACGUGUGGACUCUCGUUGGACUUUGACUGGAACACCGAUCAUCAACACUCUCAAGGAUCUUUACUCGCAGAUCCGCUUCUUGAAGCUAUCCGGCGGACUGGAAGAUUUCAGUAUGUUCAACAGUGUCUUGAUUCGCCCCCUCAUGAGCGGCAUGCCCGAGGCACGUCUACUUCUCGAGGCCUUGAUGGCAACGGUGUGUCUUCGUCGUACCAAGACCAUGAAGUUUGUGGAUAUUCGCCUUCCGGAGAUGACAUCCCGGAUCCUUCGAGUCAAAUUCCACCCCCACGAGCAGGAAAAAUACGCCGCUCUACAACAGGAGGCCAAGGGUGCUCUGGUGGAGUUCAAGGACAAGCAAGGUACCUACUCGCACCUUCUGGAGGUACUUCUACGCCUUCGUCAAGUGUGCAACCACUGGGCUCUCUGCAAGGAUCGAAUCGAUGCACUCAUGGACACACUGGAGCAAAGCAAGGUUGUGCCUCUGACGGAUGAGAACGUUGCGGCCUUGCGUGAUAUGCUUCAGCUGCAAAUCGAGAGCCAAGAGGUGUGCGCCAUCUGCUUGGAUAACCUGGAGGAGCCCGUCAUAACCGCUUGCGCCCACUCCUUCUGCCGUGGCUGCAUCGAACAAGUCAUCGAGCGCCAGCACAAGUGUCCACUAUGCCGGGCCGAACUCAAAGACAACACAAUCUUGGUAGAUCCCGCCGUUGAGCUUGGCGAAGAUUCCUCAAACGUCAUUGCAGAUCCAAGCCAACCAAGUAGUAAGAUCGAAGCGCUUAUCAAAGUGUUGACUGCGAAGGGCCAGGCCCCUGGUACGAAAACGGUGGUCUUCAGUCAAUGGACUUCUUUCCUCAAUCUCAUCGAACCUCAGCUGGAGCAACGGGGUAUCAGAUUCGUCCGCAUCGACGGCAGCAUGCCGUCCAUCAAGCGAGACAACUCCAUCAAUGUGUUUUCCAACGACCCCUCAUGUGUCGUCCUCCUCGCAAGUCUGAACGUUUGCAGUGUCGGUCUCAACCUCGUUGCUGCGAAUCAAGCCAUUCUCUGCGAUAGCUGGUGGGCCCCAGCAAUUGAGGACCAGGCAGUUGACCGAGUCUACCGCCUCGGACAAAAGCGAGAGACUACCGUGUGGCGACUGGUUAUGGAGGACAGUGUCGAGGAACGUGUGAUACAGGUACAGGAGCGCAAGCGUGCUUUGAUGUCGGCUGCUUUCCGCGAAACUGGCAAGAAGAAGGCCGAGGAUAGAGCUACGCGUGUGGCUGAUCUGGAGAAUCUGCUGGUGUGA
Messenger RNA from Penicillium manginii, 2787 nucleotides. RefSeq names its product DEAD/DEAH box helicase. Lineage: Eukaryota; Fungi; Ascomycota; Eurotiomycetes; Eurotiales; Aspergillaceae. Gene Ontology annotation, molecular function: ATP-dependent chromatin remodeler activity; ATP binding; zinc ion binding. The transcript is spliced from 3 exons. The record is from RefSeq and is a predicted model, not a curated record. Bases 1 to 2787 code for a protein of 928 amino acids.